UUUCACUCUGCUUAUGUAUGCCAUAUGCUACAGCUGCAUGAAAUGACACAUUUCAGUGUGGAGUCACAAAAGAGAUUAUAAGUUGCAGUCUAUCACUUUACAGAUGAGUGCAAAGAAUUAAGAACUGCCGAUUAAAACAAGUUUACUAAUUUCAAUCUUCAAAGGAAUCAGACAGAGAAGGCGCUACUUUUUUUAAGAGAUAAUUUUUUAACUCUUACUUUGUUCUUUCAAAACUCUAUCCAAGUAACCUUCAAAAGAGGAACUUAUGAGUAUGCUUAACAGCUGCAUAACCCAACAGAACCAUACCUCAAAUGGCACAGUGCUGGACUCUUCAGAGAAACUCCACGCUGUUCUGAUAGUCCUGUACAUCAUUAACCUGGCUGGCGGCACCCUCGGGGUCAUCAUGAUGUCCCAGCAGCUGUUUCAAAGGAGAUCCCAAUCUGUGAUGACCAUCAUGAUCAUCAGCCUCCUGGUGCUGCACAGCUUCAUGCUCCUCAGCAUCCCAUUCCGCCUCAGCUACUACAUUUUGGGGGAGUGGAAAUUCGGGAGGUUUGCCUGCAGGCUGGCGAGCGCCAUCAUCUACCUGCACAUGUACGCCACCUUUGCCUUUUACUCGGCCAUCAUCGUAGCGCGCCUCCGCCGCCUGGAGUUUCGCAAGUGCUACACUGCGGCCUGGGUGGGGGCAGUCUGGCUGCUGGGAGCACUGGUGGUCACGCCUGUUCUCCUCUCCUACUACGGCACCUCGAAGACUUACCGCUCCUGCGAGUGCUUCCAGUUCCACAAGGAGCUGCAGGAGGCUCACAUGGUGAUCGCGAACUACUGCCUGGUUGGGAUUUUGGUGGCAGCGUGUGCUGUGCUCACCGGAAUCCAGCUGACUGUGAUCUAUAGGGUAGCCAUGAAAUACUGGCCUGACAUUAACUCUCACGUGGAAUUCAGGGCUCAGGCAAAGAGUUUCUUCUUCAUCUUGGUAACAUUAGUCUGCUUUAUGCCUCAUCAUGUGUUCAGAGUAUAUUACAUCCAAAACUAUGACCUUGAUAAAGACCAUAAACUACUCCUAUACAAUGAGGUUUUUUUAGCUUUAGCAACAAUGUGCUGCCUGGAUAUGUUGUGCUUCAUAGCAGGAAUAGCCCACUGAACUGUGAGCUAGCAGGAA
Pyrgilauda ruficollis (rufous-necked snowfinch) is the source of this 1153-nucleotide messenger RNA. RefSeq names its product probable G-protein coupled receptor 141. Lineage: Eukaryota; Metazoa; Chordata; Aves; Passeriformes; Passeridae. The record is from RefSeq and is a predicted model, not a curated record. Gene Ontology annotation, molecular function: G protein-coupled receptor activity; oxysterol binding. The transcript is spliced from 3 exons. The coding region runs from base 266 to 1135 and encodes 289 amino acids. Gene Ontology annotation, biological process: G protein-coupled receptor signaling pathway. Gene Ontology annotation, cellular component: membrane.